UUGUGGUGAAACAGGGGCAAAGAGGGGAAGGCGUCAUUUUACACGAGUGGGUUGAAUCAGCUCAUAAGGGAAUAGGUUGUGACAGUGGAUCAUCAGCAAUGGGUCCGCAACGGAGUCGAGGUUUCUAGCAGAGCCUCCAGGCUCCGAGGUCCCUGGCUGGUUAUCAGAGAUCUGCAGAAUUUCCGGGUGUCCACACUGCUUCUUUGUCUCUCUGCAGCGGCCCUCGGCUUGAAUGAGAACCAUGUCCCGGUACCUGAGGCACUUUACCGUCGUCGGGGAUGACUACCAGGCUUGGGAUAAUGACUACAAGAAAUGGGAGGAUGAGGAAGAAAUAGUAUCCAGAGAAGGGGACGGCCCCCCCGAGGCCCCAGCACCCGUGACCACACCCCCACGGAGACUCACCCGCAUCAGGAACAUGCUGAAGAAGCUCUUUAGUGCCCACAGGUUUCAGGUCACUAUCGUUUGCUUGGUUAUAGUCGACGUACUUCUUGUGCUAGCCGAACUGCUGCUGGACCUGAAGGUCUUCCACUCUGACGAGAAACACGUUGCCUCAGAGGUAUUCCACUAUCUGAGCAUUUGCAUUCUCGCCUUCUUUGUGGUGGAAAUUGUUUUAAAAUUGUUUGUCUAUCGCCUGGAAUUCUUCCACCACAAGUUUGAAGUCCUGGACGCAGUUGUGGUCAUCAUCUCAUUUAUCCUUGACUUGGUGCACCUAUAUCGGAAACAUGACUUUGAAGCACUGGAGCUAUUGAUCCUUCUCCGACUCUGGAGGGUGGCCAGGAUUAUAAACGGGAUAAUUAUUUCAGUAAAGACCCGUUCUGAACAACAACUCUCAAGACUGAGACAAGCUAACCUGCAACUUGUCGCAAAGGUUCAACACCUUGAAUUCAGUUGUAAUGAGAAGGAGCAAGAAAUCGAAAGACUUAAUGCACUAUUAAAACAGCAUGGACUUAUCAACUAGCAGAAUGCGAAGUAUCCUCAUCUGUCCUCGUGCAGAAGAAACAUCCUGUCAAAGAAGUUGUUCCAAGUGCUUAGGGUUAAAUGCCAAGAGUAACGUGGUUUCCUGUGUUUUUCACAAAUUCCUGGUUUUGAAUUUGUACAGCUGUUAUUAACCCUUGAGAGUUUAAGAACUGUAUUUCUCAUGAGAUUAUCUUGUAUAACAAAUUUUUUGUAAGCUGCAUUUUCUGAAAAAUACAAACUUUAUUCUUGAUA
Molecule: messenger RNA, 1209 nt
Organism: Tachyglossus aculeatus (Australian echidna)
Lineage: Eukaryota; Metazoa; Chordata; Mammalia; Monotremata; Tachyglossidae
Gene: HVCN1
Product: hydrogen voltage gated channel 1
Exons: 7
Coding region: 233-958 (241 amino acids)
Biological process (GO): proton transmembrane transport
Cellular component (GO): plasma membrane
Molecular function (GO): voltage-gated proton channel activity
Source: RefSeq, a predicted model, not a curated record